AUGGUCCUGGCCCAACUGCAAUCGUCGGACACUGCUGUCCGCCGCGCUGGGGAGGAGUUACUGAACAAAUCUCCACUGCAGCAGUUGUUGCCGGCGCUUGCUGCUGCUGCUUCUGCGUCAGAGGAGGAGACGUCGAGCAGACAGCUUGCGGCCGUCUUAGUCCGGCGGUAUGCACACAGCAAAUUGAAAGACAUGAAGGAUGAUCCGGAGCAGAAACAGAAGCUCAUAGAACUUGUCAUGCGGGACCUCGUAGCCGCGUUCUCAUCGGGGGGUCCCUUCGCCGUGCGGAAAGCAGCAGCUGAGGCAGUCGGAGAGCUGUGGGAGCAUUUACCGUCUACAGCAACCAUCAGCCAGACAGCCCCUUUUGGGUUCAUCGUGAACUGGCUUGACGGCCAGCAGGCACAGGGGCCUUCAGCAGAAGAAGAGUGCCUUUUGUGGCUACUGGUCGACAGACUGUCAGACGUGGCGGAGCCUGAGGUGUAUGUGCAGCGCACUCCCCAACUCGUCCAAAAGUUGAACCUCACAUUUCAGCAGCUAGAUGUGCAGAAAUCGGCAGCUGCUGAGGAGGCCCUGGAGUCUUUGUUUGUUCGUACGGCCCGCUGGAAGGCGGAAGGGGCAGAAGCUGAGGAGGCAAAGAAGAUGGCGACAGCGGCCUACUGUUCGUUGUGCCCAGUAGUCCUGCAGAUGAUCGCCCGACAGCCCUGUCCGGAGCUGCUGGCUCCGCUCGUCUCUCUAGCCGAGAGAGGUCCGCAGUUCUUCCGCAACCAGCACGGAGCGCUCUUAGGCGCCAUUAGGACUAUUCUUGCCAACUCUUCCAGUGUACAGACAGAGGAAACGCGCCGGAUGGCUCUGCAGUUAGCCGCCGCUGCCUUCCUUGGAGCACCGAAGUUCUCAAAAAAGCACAUGCCGCUCGUAGACGACCUGUUGAUGCUGUUAGCAGACGCAGCUGCAGCCUCCCCCAGUGACUGGGAGGACUUGACCACCUGGGAAGCGCAGGCGCGAGAGGAGGAGACAGGGGAAGACACGCUGCACAGUGUGGCGCUGCAGCUGAUGGCAGACAUCGCUUCCAUGGUUUGUAGCAGUUGCUCGUUGCAGGAUCCAGGCGCCGAAGGGGGCUCUGCGGAAGCGGGAGCUUCUUCGACAGGCCUGCACGUCCUGGGGAAACUCAUGAACAUUUUUUCGCUGUUAGUUGAACAAGAGGAUCCCCGCUACUCCUACACCGCUCUCGAGUUGCUUGCCCUUUUGCUGGACGAUGGAACCUGCAGACCUCUCUUAGGACCCUACGUAGAAAAACUGACUAUGACCUGCAUAGCGGCAGUGAAAGCCGCAGACGCCCGUUUGCGUUGGCAAGGCUUACGGUGCUUGGGUUCGAUGGUGGGGAACGAAGAAAAGUGGACUCGGCAGGUGCAGCAGCAGCACGGCGACCAGCUGCUGUCCCUUCUCUCUGAAAAGAGCGCAGAGGAUCCUGCUGUACGCUGCCGGAGACAGGCGCUUUUGGCUCUCGCCUCCUUCUUAUCGGGGCUAGCACCCGAAGAUGGGGAGGAGCCUUCUCCAGAGACCCUCGCUUUCGCCUGCGGCUCUGCUUUCAUCCCGCACUAUGCGCCGUUCGUCGUGGCGCUGCGGAACCUUCUGGGAGGAGAUGAUCCUGCAGGGAAGCAAAAGGUGCAGCAGCUGCUGGAAGAUCAUUCCGGGCGAUGUCUGCUGCAGGCGGCAGUCGAGUUUGCUGCUGACCUUGGAACAGCGGUGGGCAAGGAUGUCUUAAAGCCGGAUGCCCCGUGGCUAGUGGACCGCCUCCACAGCCUCCUCCUGGCCUGCGAAUCCGUCCCCGCUGCCUCAGCAGUCUUCAGCUCUAUUAUGAUAUGCCUAGCUGUGGCUGCACCGGCAUGCGGCCCAGAGCUGCUGCAGCAGAUGCAGCCUGUGAUGGAUAUUGUCCUCCGGAAGGCUCAAUUGGGCAUCCAGAUGGGAGUUGCCCAUGAAGUUACGGCGGCUGCAGGGUCGUUGAAUGCGGGCGCGGAGCUGUCCCAGGAGGGAGGUGUGUCGCAGUUCCGCGUUCAAGACAAAUCAGGAAAACAGACCAUCAUCUCAAUCAAUACAGCCGCCGUGGAAGAACGGCUAGCUGCGCUGAACUUGCUUGGGGCACUUGCAUCAGCUGUAGGGCCGGCGGCGCCGAUUGCAUGGGGGAAAGAAUGGACUUCUGCUGCGCUUGAAAGUUGCUCCUCUGAGUUUUCGAUCGUCCGCACUGCAGCAUAUGAGGCGCUUCCGGGUUGCCUAACGGCUCUUGCGUCCGCUCCAGAGCAGCAAGGGAAAGCGACGACAGCCGCCUUGGAGCUCGUUGCUUCCUUCUUGUCGAGCAGCGAGGGCCAACUUCCUCCUUCGACGGCAUCUGCUGCAGCAGAACACAUGCUGCCCGCUGUUGCCCAGAUCGUAGCCGACCAGGCGAAACGACAAAGGGAAGGUGUGCUUCCAGAGGAAUGUAAGGUGCCUUCGGCACAGAGGGCGGCUCUGCUUGAGAAGCUCUUCGUCGGCAUGGGGAAGCUCAUCCUUCCGGUGUUGACUCGCGAGUUCGAGCGUCUAGCUACGAAGGAGCAGCAAGACGAUGAAUGGGAAGUAAGCAUUUUGGACUUCUCCACCCAUUCAGCAUGCAAUGAUAGCAAACCAAACUCGAAAGACUCCGCUCCAUGUAGCACGGACUGUCGCCCUUUUCAGGAUCUAAGUGACGAUGAUCAAGAGGAAGACACCAGCUCCUUCUAUGACGCCGUCAUGCAAUGUUCUGGCAACUUCUUCAAGGUGUACGGGUCGGAUUGUUUGCCGCAUUUUGAUGCGCAUUUGCGUCUGCCAUAUGGGGCAUUGUUAGCACAUGACCAGUCAAGCUACUAUGGAAAGGUUGCAGCUCUGUGCCUUUACGCUGAUGCAAUCAACUACGGAGAUCCGGCGGCCACGUUAGAGUACAGCAAGGUGCUAGUUCCCGCUGCGCUGCUGGCUGUGAGCCCCCAAGCAGAAUGGUCCAUUGAUGAAGAGCAUAUGCUAGCUAUUUCAGCAUCGACGUACGGACUGGGCGUUGUGGCCCAACGGCACCCUGAACUGUUUGCUUCACAGCUGCAGGGCGCGCUGGAGGCCCUUGAACGGUGCAUUGGGAGUCCCUUGCUGCGGUGCCAGAGCGGCAGGGCGGCAGCUGACGGAACUGCUUGCGCACUGCUGAAGGUUUAUGCAGGCUUUUGCAUGAAUUUGGGGAUUGAAGCGACUGCUGCAAAAGUUGCUACACUGCUAGAGACAUGGUUUCCUCUCGUGGAGGAUGAGCAAGAAAUCUACGACGCCCAUGAGUUGCUACUACAAAUGGCCAUUCAGGACCAUCCCCUAAGCUCUAAUACAGCAGUGCGUCAACAACUGCGGCGCCUGGUAGAUAUUAUUUCGCGGAAACCCGAGUUGAUAGGGGAACGGGCAAGGCGAGAGAUGUUGCAAGCCGCGAAGGACAGGCUCUGCUGA
Eimeria acervulina is the source of this 3483-nucleotide messenger RNA. RefSeq lists its product as hypothetical. The transcript is spliced from 18 exons. The coding region runs from base 1 to 3483 and encodes 1160 amino acids. Lineage: Eukaryota; Apicomplexa; Conoidasida; Eucoccidiorida; Eimeriidae. Gene Ontology annotation, biological process: protein import into nucleus. The record is from RefSeq and is a predicted model, not a curated record. Gene Ontology annotation, cellular component: nucleus; cytoplasm. Gene Ontology annotation, molecular function: nuclear import signal receptor activity.